Molecule: messenger RNA, 909 nt
Organism: Vidua macroura (Pin-tailed whydah)
Lineage: Eukaryota; Metazoa; Chordata; Aves; Passeriformes; Viduidae
Gene: CCDC124
Product: coiled-coil domain containing 124
Biological process (GO): transcription by RNA polymerase II
Cellular component (GO): nucleus
Molecular function (GO): transcription coactivator activity
Source: RefSeq, a predicted model, not a curated record
UGAGGGAAGCUGGCGAGAGGAACCUUGGAAAGUUUUGCUCCCCAUCCCUGCAGCUUUCCAAGGCCGCAAGCUCCCAGCUCUGCCUGCCUGGCCUCGAGCCCCAGUCCCGGCUUCCCCCACAAGAAACAAACCCCAGGAAAAUCCAACCCCAAAGGCCCCCCCGGAGCCGUGGAGAGCCCCGAUUUCUCCCGCUUUCCCAGGGGGUUUGAGGGAUGCCCAAGAAAUUCCAGGGGGAGAACAGCAAGUCGGCGGCGGCGCGCGCCCGCAGGGCCGAGGCCAAGGCGGCGGCGGAGGCGCGGCGGCAGCAGGAGCUGGAGGAUGAGCUCUGGAAGGACGAGGACAAACACGUCCUGAGGAAGGAGCAGAGGAAGGAGGAGCGCGAGAAGCGGCGCCUGGAGCAGCUGGAGCGCCGCAAGGAGCUGCAGCGGCUGCUGGAGGAGGAGGACGCCAAGCUCAAGGGGAAAGCUCCGCGGCAGGGGAGCGCCGGGAAGGUGACGCGCGCCCAGAUCGAGGAGAACGUCCGCAGGGAGCCGCGGGAAAGCGCGGACGCAGCCGAGAAGGAGAAAUCCCACCUGGAGCUGCCGCUGGAGGAGAACCUGAACCGGCGGCUGCCCGAGGAGGGCGCGGUGGAGGCGCGCAGCAUCGAGGACGCCAUCGCCGCCCUCAGCGUGUCCCAGCCCCUGGAGCGCCACCCCGAGCGCCGGCUCCGCGCCGCCUUCGCCGCCUUCGAGGAGCUGCAGCUGCCGCGGCUGCGGCGGGAGCACCCCAACAUGCGGCUGAGCCAGCUGCGCCAGCUGCUCAAGAAGGAGUGGCUGAGGUCCCCCGAGAACCCCCUGAACCAGCGGCACAAAGCCUACAACAGCCCCCCAUAGCCCCCCGGAGCCCCCCGGAGCCCCCGGAGCCCCCGGA